AUGCUGCUGUUCAAAAAUGAGUACCAGGGCGGAGCCGAUUUUACUAUAUUGGACAAGUCCUUGGAAAACUGGAAGAUGGUCAAGAUUGCAAAAGAGUAUGAGCGAGAGGUCAAAGGUUACUGUCUAUGUACCAAAGGAACAGGAAGCGCUUGCUUGCCAAAGGAUCCGCUAAAGCAGUCUGCUCACUUGGUUCAGCCAUAUCUGGUGCUGCAAAUAUGGGUUCCUCUGACGGCACCCUUGGCUCUGGAACUGAACUUGUCUGAUGUGUCUGGAAGCAAGAGAAAGUUCUUAAUGUCGGCUGCCUAUCGAACCCUUCAAGUGACGCCACUACAUGUAUCAAUUCCACUCUCAGAGUCAUUACCUCGAGACACAUGGGUGAAUCUCGUCAUAGACCUCAGCAGCUUAAUCUCGGAAACGUUACGAGGUCAAACAUUUAGAUCUCUCGACGCCAUUCAUGUUACCGGUUCAUUCAAACUACGGAGGAUCUUUACACUCAAAGACAAGCCUUUCGAUGUUGAUCACUAUGGAGAAUCAUCAGAACCCAUACCGCGAGCAAACCAGUUCCCACCUGGCGUCGAAUACACGUCACACUUCAUAUGCCUCGCCAGGGCUGAACCACUACAGAGAAACGAACAACCCGUAGAAUCGCCAAUACCGCAAUUGCAUAUGGACGACAGCUCCAAGCCGCAUAUAGCGUUUGGACGUAAAGUAGCAGUAGGAGCUAGUCAGGCUCCAUCAACAAAGACCUCACCAACACGGUUGCCAACAUCACCAAAGAGACAUGAAACAGGCUCUGAAGAACAGAGCAGAUCCGUCUCUAGAGCAUCAAUUGCUAAACCUGUAGCUGUCGUUGCGGAACCUGCACCAGUUAAAAGACCUCAUAAACCUAUCCGCUCCCCACCCAAAGUUAGGAUUGUGAAGCCUGAUCCGUCGACCAUGAAAUCAAAACCAAGUGGUGGUGUUGUUGCGAAAACAGUGGUGUCGCUAGCGGUACCAGUGGCAAUAGCUCAACCGAUAGAGCAGAUGGUCAUCCCAAACGCUCCGUCUUAUAAUCCCUCAGUAUAUUCUGACGAUUUGGACAGGGAAGAGCCACCAGAUCAACUACAUACCGAAUUUGAUGGUGAAAGCGGUGAGAUGUCAUUUCCUGUUCACACCCCUGCUCAAACCUCAAAAUUGACGACGAGAAUCCCAUCGAGCUCCUUAUCAUCAACAGCUAAACCAAAGCCAACUCGCUCGAAUAUACCCUCACCUCGAACACGCCCAUUGUCAUCCAGUGCAUCAAAGCCUACGGAAUGUGUAGCAGAACCCGUCAUGCAACAACCAGAUAGACAGGAAUUGCACCAGAUGUCCCCUUUUGUCGCAAUGGACAGCGGUGUAUCACUGUCUGAAAACAAAGAGCCGGGUAUGAAAUCGAUAUUCGACGUUCUGGACAGUAUAAUACAAGACGAAGAGGCCGUGCUUUCAGAAUCUGAUCAAGCCAUUGAAAGCCCUCAUAUUGCGAAAGCAGCUGAGUUACAACGUAUCAACAGACCUGAACUUGUACAUACUGUGAAGGAACAGGCCCUAAAUCUUUCAAAAGGCAAAGAAGCAUCAGCAGCAAUGGAACCAACUUCACCACAUCUACAGAGUCAUGAAGAUGGGGAUGACGCAUCCAGUGAAAGUUCUGAGAUUGAGGUGGUAUUCGACCCUGUGAAAAAUGUGUAUGUAGAUAGCACCGGAACUGUAUACGAACUUGCAGUUUAA
This is a messenger RNA of Synchytrium microbalum, 1743 nucleotides long. RefSeq lists its product as uncharacterized. Bases 1 to 1743 code for a protein of 580 amino acids. The record is from RefSeq and is a predicted model, not a curated record. The transcript has 7 exons. NCBI's taxonomy places the organism in Eukaryota, Fungi, Chytridiomycota, Chytridiomycetes, Synchytriales, Synchytriaceae.